GCUGGGGCCGGGCGCUCCCGGCGCUGCCGUAAAGCGGCACGGCGGCGGUUCCGGGAGCAGCGGGUAACAAAACCCAAACAAACCAAAAAAAUCACACAAGGACACAGUUCACUGAAAUGUGAGAAUGGCCAAUUCUUUAAGAAGUGAAGUGAUAAAACUGUACAAAAAUCUGCUGUACCUUGGAAGGGAGUAUCCCAAAGGAGCAGACUACUUCAGAAGCCGGUUGAAAGCAGCUUUUCUAAAAAACAAAGAUGAGACAGAUCCAGAAAAAAUUAAGCAGCUGAUUGCCCGGGGAGAGUUUGUUAUAAAGGAGCUGGAGGCUUUGUACUUCCUGAGGAAAUACCGAGCCAUGAAGCAGCGCUACUACAGCGACGACAAGCCCUGACUGUGCCUGUAACCACACACACCCAGCAAAGGUAAAAAUAAAAGAGCUCUAACUGCAAAGAAGUGACAUGUAAAUCCUUCCAACCCCUCUACAGCACAAAUGAGGGAGCUGCUUCCCUGCCAGGGGUCACUUGAAGGGUUUGGGGUGUGCAGGUUAUGGUUAAUAGGUUUUCCUGUGCUGCUUUUGACCUCCUCAAACUAAAACUUAAGGUAUGAAAGGAUUUUGCAGGAAGGAGUGGUUGCACUGCCCUGUUUUGUUUCACUUCAAUGCUUGUGUUGAACAGAAACUCUUCUUACCCCAUAGCUGUGUGUUUGGGUGUCAGUUCAAGGUGCUAUGCUUGUUACCUGAAAGAUGAACCUGAUUUAAAAUCCUCCACAUUGAACAAUCUGAUUCUGCUGGAAAUGAGCACCCUCUCAGAAGUGAGACACCCAGCCCUGGAGAGGGAGUGCUGUGUUCAGUUCUGGUCUCCACAGCGCAGGAAAGACAAGGAGCUCCUGGAGAGGAUCAAGCAGAGGCCAUAAACGUGAGGGGUCUGGAGCAUCUCUUAUGAGGGACUGCAGGAGCUGGGCCUGUUUAGUCCAGGGAAGAGAAGAUUCAGAGGGGAUCUCAUCAAUGCAUACAAAUAUCUCAAGGGUGGGUGCCAAGAGGACGGUGCCAGGCUCCCCUCAGUGGUGUCCAGCAACAGGACAAGGAGCAAUGGCCGUAAACAUAAAGCAAGGAGUUCCACCUCAUGAGGAAGAAUUUCUGUACACUGAGGGUGGCAGAGCCCUGAACAGUUGUCCAGGGAGGGCGUGGAGUCUCCUUCUCUGUGGACAUCCCAAACUCACCUGGACUUGUUCCUGUGUCACCUGCUCCAGGUGACCCUGCCUGGGCAGGGGGCUCGGAUUAAAUGGUCUGCAGAGGUCCCUUCCAACCCUGACUAUUCUGUGAAAGUAAGUUCUUACAGUUUGUAACCUCACCUGCUCAGCCUGCAGAGGCACCACCUUGCUGUGUCAGAGAGACAACUGUGGGGUCAGGAAAGGGGUGAGUUUGAACAGCAGUGCUUUAAGCACUUGGGCCCUGAAGACAACUCCUGCAACUCCUCCCACGCUCUGUUGUCAGUGCUGGUUCUCCACAUACAGCAGCUGAUUUCUGCUGUUGUGUAACUGCUGCAGCAGGAAUAGAAAACUUGAUCUUUGCCCCUGGAAGAGGAGUUUGGCCAUGGCUGUUUGCUCCAGGGUGUCUCUGUAGGCCUUGGCUCAACUCACACUUGUGUCAGAGCUGACACUCUGUUGGGUUGGUUGGUGUUUCCACCAACUAAAUGACACUGGAGGGAGAAAUAAUCUUUAAAAACAGGUAAGGAAUCACUGCAGUAGAGCUGUUGGCAAGUUUUCAUACUGGCACUAAGGAGUGUUUUAAGGUCACUCAAAGAAUUGCCAGCAAAGGCAUCAGCAAAACCAGGUUUAAUAUAAAAAUGAAACCGUGGCAAAGUCCAUUCAACAAAGUUCACUCCAGUAUUUACUAGGUGGUUAAAGCACACAGAGAAAAAGCAAACUAAAAUCUACAAUCAAUCAAUUAAAACCAAAAUCAACCAACACUUAUUUCUGAGCAUGCUGGAGAUACAAAAAGGGUAAGGGUGGAAAAGGGUAAGGGUAAAAUGAUUAAAGGAGAUGUUCCCAUUGAGUCACUAAGUUCAGAGUGGAUCCCCCCUUGCUGAACUGAGCCCCAGAUCUGACCAGUAGUUUAUGCCUGAAGGUUUAACAGCACUUAAACUUAACAGCACCUGGUCCAUAGUUUAAUUGAGAACAAUUUAACUAAAGAUUCAUACAGAAUUUCCUAUAAGCACAACAGCAAUUCACUCAUAGGCCUGAGUUACUUAGAAUCUCUGAGAAUGCUACCCAUGGUACAUUUUCUAUAGCAUAUCUACACUCACAAACAGUCCUGAAGGAGUAUGUAGAAGGUAUAAAAUUCCCCUGGAAUUCACUGAAGCACUUACCUUGGAUACCUUUGCCUCUUGUCAGUGGCAGAAGGGUUGAGCCUCAAGGAAGGGGGAUAUCAUUCCAUGCUCUGCUGUCAGUGCUGGUUCUCCAAAUACAGCAAACAGGAGUUCACUGGCUCUGAGGGAGACUUGGUCCCUGCCCACUGCAGUCCAGCAGAGCUCCAAGGGCCUCACUCAGGCCCACUCUUUAUGGGGGUCACAAGUGAGGUGGGUUUAGUCAGCACAGUCCAGCUCAGUGACUUCCUUUGAAAUUUCAAAAGCAAAAAUGCUGUUCCACUGGGGGUGUUUUUCAGCCAGGCAAAUAAGUUUCCAGGGCUGUUGGUUACAAAGCAGGAGCUCUUCAGACAGCACCAAUUCCUGGGAACUGUUCCUGAAGUGGUCCAGGGGAGCUCAGCCCAGGAAUGCUGAGUGAGCAUUUCUGACAUCUCAGCUGGCCUGAGGAGGAGGAGGAGGGAGGGGAGGGAUGCAGCACCAUCCUCACAGAAUUCUAGGACAGCAUUUACAAAGUGAUGGCAGAGUACAGUACCUUGUGAUGAAAUGCACAGGCUCCAGUUUCUGCCACCACACUGAUGUGAACAACUUCUUCCACAUCAACUGAGCUCCUCUGCACUUCCACCUGCUCUGAGCAGCCACCCCUCAGAGACAGGGCCACCAAGGGGGCAAGGACAGCAGCUCUGGGACAGCAGAAGUGCAAGAAGGACCAGAGAACAACUGCCAAACACAUGGAACUCGUGGGAUGCUCUGUUACCCCAAAUUCUUGCAGAGGAAAAGGAAACUGGGACAGACACUCACAAUAACUAUUUUUUAUUACAUUACAAUAAAUAGGAGCAG
Molecule: messenger RNA, 3194 nt
Organism: Zonotrichia leucophrys gambelii
Lineage: Eukaryota; Metazoa; Chordata; Aves; Passeriformes; Passerellidae
Gene: ETFRF1
Product: electron transfer flavoprotein regulatory factor 1
Exons: 3
Coding region: 125-385 (86 amino acids)
Biological process (GO): respiratory electron transport chain
Cellular component (GO): mitochondrion
Source: RefSeq, a predicted model, not a curated record